AUGAACGAAGACCGACAUCCGCAGUCACCAGAGGAUGAUGAAUCGUUCGAGCAACAAACUCGUCGCAUCAUCCGCAGCCUCCCCGUGGCGGCAACGAUGUACGAUGGAACCUAUCCCGGACAGGAAAUGUUUAGCAUCGAAUCCUUGCAAUCAUCCGCGUCGGAGCUAAGCUUUUCCUCCGAUUCACCCACAAGCAUGAGCACUGUGAUCUACAGGAACGAAUACGAACACUCUUCCAUACCGAUUGUUGAGCUUCCAGUGACUCCCUCAAAGGGAGAUGAACAUCCUGUCGUUGAAUUCGCCAAAGAAGUCCACACUCCGAGCACCAUCGGAGAGGCGCUGGAAAAAUCCGGCACAGUUCUGAUGAAACGUUCCCAUGACAACCGGUUGGAAAAGCAACUGGAAGAAAUCCAAACCCUCAUGAGUGUAGAUGACGAGGAUUUGGUUAUUCUGAAGCAACCGAGCAUCCGAGCGAUGCAAUCACAGCCCGCUUUUAGCAAAGAUGUCAUGCGAGGGUUCCUGGAGCGUUCGGAAACGAUGUUUAAUCUAAUGCACGACACUACCGGCAAUGAUGCACAGGUGAUCGUUGGCAUUGAGGAGGCUGAAUCGAGUGAUACAGAAAAGCCCUCGUGUUCGCGCAAACAACCGAUUCGUUCGGUGGAUCCACCCGUUGUAGAUGACACUCAAUCGGGCGAGUUUGUGGGGUGUUUCAGCAAGAACGAGAACAUGGUGCUAUACAAACGGAGUUUGCCGGAAGCUACGGCAAGGGAGCCGAACCGGAAUAGCAUCGAUUCGCUCAUCGUCCAUCAUGCCGACUGUCUACUGGAAGCGGAAGAGAUGACAAGGCCAGAUAUUCAGAUACGUCAGGGUGCGGAUGAUAACCUGCUGGCUUUGCUGACGUUCUCCGAUCAGUCAUCUGCACUGAUGAAGACCUCCAAUGCAGUGGCAGAAGCUGCGGACUCUCACGAAGCGCUCAAAAAAACGAUACUCACCACGUACCGGGAGCUGUUGGAGAACCCGGACGAGAUGAUCUCGAUGAAAACGCAAGCAACUGCACCUUUGCAACAGUUCGUUCCCACGACCCAUUCGCAUAAAUAUCGAACUAAUCUGUGCCAUUCCAAAGAGACGUCGAGUUUUGGGCUUUCACGAGGUUCUCAGGAUGGUAUGGUGCUGCAAGGAUCGAGCAAGAACUGGACCAAGUGUCCGAACACACAGCAGGCGAUCGAAAUUAUCUACAACGUGCGGUUACUGAUGGAGGACUACAUUCUGCAGAACAUCACCGUAUCGAUGACGGUUUGGCGGCAUGUAGUGCGUAUUCUUCAAGAUGUUCAGCAGUGUUGUAGAAUGCCCGUUGAGCGCGAAUUCCAGGACACAUCAUUGGUGGAGAAAAUCAAACGCGUGCUUGAUGAUUUGCUCGUGCCGCAGGAUCGUGAAGAUCCGCUCGAGCUCGUGAAUCAACUACGCUACACGAUCGAGCAGAUACAGGUGUACCAGAUCCGACGAAAGACACUGUUCAGCGAGUCUGAUGCGUGGGAUGUUAUGUUGAACACAAUGGAGCGGCUAUGCUGUGUGGUGGAUCAUGAGAUCGAAGAUCCAGAGGUCUUUCUCGAGGCACUUCAAUACGGUGUAAGGAACGCGUUAGGUCCUCGACGCUUCGAAGACCGCGUUGCAAAGGCUACACCUCGCGCGGGCACAGGUCCAGUGGAGUCACAUCCCACCUUCUGCAGUAGCCCGAGUGUCUUCGACAUUGGGCGGUAUGAGCCUCCAUCGGUUGGGUUUUGUAGACCUUACGUGUGCUUCUUCGAUUGGAUCCUCACGAGUCUUUGGUCCGUCAUCGUGUGGGCAAAGAUCCAACUGGGUAUCUUCUGGGAGUUUAUCAGCAGUCCACCGCCACCGAUUUUGGCCGGACGCUCCGUAUCAUUCCAUCAAACUAGCUCCGAUCUCGAAAAGCUCCAUGAGGAUCGCGAAAGGCUCAGUGAUGCUACGAACGUGAUACGCGUUGCUUUAGAGAACAUCUCGCCACCAGCGGGAGGUGUUUCAACGGAUGAAAAAUCUUCAGUGAACGUCCGCUCGCUUGAGAUGAUCUCGCGGAUGUUGUAUAACGCAGGUCAAAUCGAAAUGAAGCACUCCGUGUCAAGGCAAAACAUCCACAUGCAGUUAAACACGACCGUCUCAGGUGAGCUGGUGAAGCGAGAAGCGGACGAGUUUGUGACAAUGGAAGGCACCAUCCGAGAUCGAGAUGCUGAGGUAGCUGUCUUCUUCGAGGCUCGUAUGGUUGAUCUUGGGUCGCUUGCGAAGGUGGAAUCGAUGAUGGAGUGCGUCACACGGAUCGAGCGGCUCUCGGAUGACGCAGCUGUUAGCAGCAAUUUGUCGGAGGAAACCAUCGUACAUUCGGCACCUUCACUGGACGCUGCAGAGGUUGUGAGCUCGCUGGUAGAGGAGCUGAUUUCGAGCGAGAACUACGAACAGCCAUCUGAACCGACGGUUACUGCUGUGGCUGAUCAACUCCUCAGGGAAAUUAAGCUGUGCAUGCAAGAUCUUCUGGAACCGGUAGCAUCUGCGAUGCGCAAUAUCUACGAGCUGUUCGAUAGUACUGCUGGUGAAGGAGAGAGACCGUCAGUAGCGAGGUCAGACCCUUCGGAAGAUCCCACUGCCAUUGUGGUUGAAAAGGAGCCAACUGGCGUGUCAUCACCGUUGGAGUAUGUCCAGGUGGAGCAAAAGUCCAGCCAAUACGAUGCGAAUGUUCGAUGCAGCUGUUCGGUUUGUAAACCACCGCAGACCGUCGAUGGAGAAUCUACGGUGACGCAGAAAGUGUCGUCGGAGUCUCGCGUUGGAGAAUCCUUGCAGGAGCUGUUGGCUCUUUUUCAUGACGCCAAUAAUCGGCUCGGUAUCAUCGACUCGGACGUGACCGCUAUUCGUAACCAGAUGCAGCAGUUGAUGGCAGAACAACGGCAGUCGAAUUUGGACGGAGCAAAGAUCACCCAGGGCGAUGGUCAUCGGUCGCGCAGAAGAACGUCUGGAAAGGUGUCUCAAAAACCCAAGAAAACCCCACCGAUCCGAUGCCCGGUGCAACAGAAACAGGCGUUAUUUCCGCAAACCGCAUCCUACUGCCCAACAGAGAUAUACUCCUGCCAUCCUGUUGCACCGGACGUGCUUGUCAUCCACUGGAAGGUGGACGAGGAUCUGUUACUCUGCAUCAUCGGGUAUGAGAUCCACAUCGACGGGGAGCUGCGAUCGGUUUGCUUUUCCCACAAACGACGGACGGCUCUGAUCGGCAAUUUGGACCUCAAGAAGCACCAUCAGAUCGCACUACAUGCAGUGCCGGAUGCUGGUUGCAAGAGUUCCGUUCAGUGGGCACCAGCUUUCUUCUUGUAUCACACGUAA
Messenger RNA from Anopheles nili, 3384 nucleotides. RefSeq lists its product as uncharacterized. Lineage: Eukaryota; Metazoa; Arthropoda; Insecta; Diptera; Culicidae. The transcript is spliced from 2 exons. The record is from RefSeq and is a predicted model, not a curated record. Bases 1 to 3384 code for a protein of 1127 amino acids.